Molecule: messenger RNA, 684 nt
Organism: Peromyscus eremicus (cactus mouse)
Lineage: Eukaryota; Metazoa; Chordata; Mammalia; Rodentia; Cricetidae
Source: the annotation of a RefSeq genome assembly
AUGGCUUACCCAUUUCAAUUAGGCUUACAAGACGCCACAUCACCUAUCAUAGAAGAACUAACAAACUUCCAUGACCAUACUCUAAUAAUUGUCUUCCUAAUUAGCUCCUUAGUACUAUAUAUUAUUACACUAAUACUAACUACAAAACUAACUCAUACAAGCACAAUAGAUGCCCAAGAAGUAGAAACAAUCUGAACUAUCCUCCCAGCCGUAAUCUUAAUCCUCAUUGCACUCCCAUCUCUUCGGAUUCUUUACAUAAUAGACGAAAUUAACAACCCUGUACUAACAGUAAAAACUAUAGGCCAUCAAUGAUAUUGAAGUUAUGAGUAUACAGACUACGAAGACCUAUGCUUUGACUCAUAUAUGAUCCCAACAAAUGACCUAAAACCAGGUGAACUUCGCUUACUAGAAGUAGACAACCGAGUUGUCCUACCAAUAGAACUGCCAAUCCGCAUGCUAAUCUCAUCAGAAGAUGUACUACACUCAUGAGCCGUUCCUUCCUUAGGCUUAAAAACAGAUGCUAUCCCAGGUCGACUUAACCAAGCUACAAUCUCAUCUAACCGACCAGGACUUUUCUACGGCCAAUGUUCUGAAAUCUGUGGUUCAAAUCACAGUUUCAUGCCCAUUGUCCUUGAAAUAGUACCACUGAAACACUUUGAAAACUGAUCUGCAUCAAUAAUCUAA